Chanos chanos (milkfish) is the source of this 1509-nucleotide messenger RNA. It is a transcript of the gene serinc4, whose product is annotated as serine incorporator 4. Gene Ontology annotation, cellular component: membrane. The transcript is spliced from 12 exons. NCBI's taxonomy places the organism in Eukaryota, Metazoa, Chordata, Actinopteri, Gonorynchiformes, Chanidae. The coding region runs from base 7 to 1509 and encodes 500 amino acids. The record is from RefSeq and is a predicted model, not a curated record.
AUUACAAUGUCGACAGCUCAAGGUUUACACCGCAAUGGUGUGUACAACUAUUUUCUUAACAUGGUGGCCUAUCAGAUAUGUUGCUGUUGCGGUCCUGCUCCAUGCUCCCUCUGCUGCUCUUUCUGCCCGCCCGUCAAAUCCUCCUCCAGCACGCGGGUGAUGUACACCUUGUUCCACAUUAUGGCCUGUGCAGUGUCAUGCCUAAUGUUGUCCAAGACUGUCUCUGAGACUAUGAGGGCAAAUGUGCCUUUCUUUAACGUGGUUUGUGAUGAAGCCCACGGUGGAGGAGACUGUGAGAUGCUGGUGGGAUAUUCAGCUGUUUAUAGAGUUUGCUUUGGCACUGCCUGUUUCUACUUAAUGAUGGCCAUUUUCCUCAUCGACGUCAAAUCCAGCCAGGAUUUCCGUGCACUCAUCCACAAUGGAUUUUGGUUCCUCAAGUUUAUUACUCUGCUUGGGAUGUGCGCCGCUGCCUUCUUCAUUCCAACCGAAUCUUUUCUGCAUGCUUGGCACUAUGUGGGUGUGGUGGGGGGAUUUGCCUUCAUUUUAAUUCAGCUCAUCCUCAUCACUGCUUUUGCACACACCUGGAACAAAAACUGGUUGACGGGGGCGGCUGAAGACAAACGGUGGUACCUUGCAGUCAUGUGUGCUACGCUGUUUUUUUACACUGUCGCCAGCACGGCCUUCACCUUCAUGUACAAGUACUACACCCACCCAGCCGCCUGCCAACUCAAUAAAGCUCUGCUCUGGACAAACCUGGGACUGUGUGUCAUCAUGUCCUUCAUUGCUAUCACUCCCUGUGUGCAGCAGAAACAGCCCCGCUCAGGCCUCCUACAGGCCUCCAUUAUCAGCUGUUACGUUAUGUACCUUACCUUCUCCGCCCUAUCCAGCCGACCCCCGGAAAAAGUGGUGUACCAGGGCAUAAACAUGACUGUGUGCUACCCCAGCGUGGGACGAGAUGAAAUCCAGAAGGAGGGCAAUGCAGUGGCUAUUAUUGGUGCUGCCAUUAUGUACUGCUGUGUGCUCUUUGCCUGUAAUGAAGCCUCGUACCUGGCAGAGGUUUUUGGACCAUUCUGGAUGAUCAAAGUGUAUCGCUAUGAAUUCCAGAAAGCCACCUGCUGCUUCUGCUGCCCAGAGGAGGAAGAAGAGGAGGAGUUUGUGGUCGAUGAUGACAGUAAAGGCUGCCAGAGAGUAAUCCACAAUGAAACCCAGCGUGUGGCCUACAGCUACUUCUUCUUCCAUUUUGUCUUCUUCCUCGCCUCACUGUACGUCAUGAUGACCCUCACUAACUGGUUCAGCUAUGAAACAGCAGUACUUGAGACCACCUUCACUCACGGGAACUGGUCCACGUUCUGGGUAAAGAUGUCAUCCUGUUGGGCUUGUGUGGUUCUGUACCUAUGGCUACUGCUGGGUCCUCUCUGUCACUGUCGGUCUGAUCAUAAAUCCCGACCCAGACGGUCCCGGAUCAAAAGGCGAACGACCUCUCAACGCCAUGUCAGCGUCAGUGUGUGA